Messenger RNA from Odocoileus virginianus texanus, 5858 nucleotides. NCBI's taxonomy places the organism in Eukaryota, Metazoa, Chordata, Mammalia, Artiodactyla, Cervidae. The record is from RefSeq and is a predicted model, not a curated record.
CUCUGUGCGCGGAGCCUUGGCCCCGCCCACUAAAGAAUUCGCAGAUUCGCUAGGCCGGCUCCUCCUCCGAAUUUCUCCGGCCCCUCCGUACUCGGCUGAAAAUUCUCAUCGGACUCCGUAACCAUUUCCCCCAGGUCGGAACUGAGCAGUCCUCUGAAUUGUGAUAGUAAGAAAGAUCCAGGAAAAGUGGCUGACUCUGCCAACAGGGCUUGGCUAACCAGGCAUUAUUUUCUUGACUCCACCAAGGCUGGUGAAGGGAGGCAACAGCUGAGGCCAGGACUUGUGGCGAAUCUGCAGCCUUUCAGACGUUUGGUCGCUUAAGGAAGGGGCAGGAAAGAGGAGCAAAGGAGCGCGCAUCCUGUCUACCGAUUCGCCCCGCCCGCCUGACGAAUCUGCGCCUGUUCAACGCGCCACUCAAAUCUCCCCAGCUCUGGCUGGCCUCCUCCCCUUCGCCCCGCCCCCUUUUCCUCUGGGAUUAGUCGCUGCUUUCAACGCCGCCGAUUCGUCAAGGAUCCCAGGCCAGAGCAGCUGGAUAGUCGUGGUGAAGUCCACUCUCCGGGGGAUGCGGCCAAACUCUAGGCUCACUGGGCCGCAACUCUUGAGCUUCAUAGGCCGCCGGCCGAGGCGAAACCGCUAUCCUCGGCCCCGUGGGUCUCCCGGAGUCGCCCGUAGCGAAAGUGCGAAUGUAGAAGCUGUGCCCGCUGGGCCUCGCGCAGUGUAAAUGAGCAAAGAUGGAUCAGGAAGGUGGGGGAGAUGGGCAGAAGGCCCCGAGCUUCCAGUGGCGGAACUACAAGCUCAUCGUGGAUCCUGCCUUGGACCCUGCCCUACGCAGGCCUUCUCAAAAGGUGUACAGAUACGAUGGAAUCCACUUUAGUGUCAACGACUCAAAGUAUAUACCAGUGGAGGACCUCCAAGACCCCCGUUGCCACGUCAGGUCCAAAAACAGAGACUUUUCCCUCCCAGUCCCUAAGUUUAAGCUGGAUGAGUUCUAUAUCGGACAGAUCCCACUGAAAGAGGUGACAUUUGCAAGGCUGAAUGACAACGUGCGGGAGACCUUCCUGAAGGACAUGUGCCGAAAGUAUGGUGAGGUGGAAGAGGUGGAGAUUCUUCUCCACCCCCGUACUCGCAAGCACCUGGGCCUGGCCCGCGUGCUCUUCACCAGCACUCGGGGAGCCAAGGAAACAGUCAAAAACCUCCACCUUACCUCCGUUAUGGGCAACAUCAUCCAUGCCCAGCUCGACAUCAAAGGUCAACAACGAAUGAAAUACUAUGAACUGAUAGUCAACGGCUCCUACACCCCUCAGACAGUGCCCACUGGGGGCAAGGCCCUGAGUGAGAAGUUCCAAGGCUCUGGUGCAGCCACGGAGACGACUGACUCCCGCCGCCGCUCCUCGUCCGACACAGCUGCCUUCCCGGCGGGCUCGGCUGUGGUGGGCACUCCCGGCAAUGGCACCCCCUGCUCCCAGGACACAAGCUUCUCCAGCAGCCGACAGGACACCCCGUCUUCCUUCGGCCAGUUCACCCCUCAGUCCUCGCAAGGAACCCCCUACACGUCUCGGGGCAGCACCCCCUACUCUCAGGACUCUGCCUACUCCAGCAGCACCACUUCAACCUCCUUCAAGCCCCGGAGGUCAGAGAACAGCUACCAAGAUUCCUUCUCCCGCCGCCAUUUUUCCGCCUCUUCGGCCCCCACGACCACCUCUGCCGCCAUCUCCGCCACCACUGCAGCCACCGCUGCCGCCGCCUCCUCUUCUUCCUCCUCGUUGUCUUCGUCCUCUUCGUCGUCCUCUUCUUCCUCAUCCUCUCACUUUCGCGGUUCGGACUCAAACUACCCAGCGUAUUACGAAAGCUGGAAUCGCUACCAACGCCAUGCUUCCUACCCACCCCGCCGGGCAACUCGGGAUGAGCCCCCCGGGGCCUCUUUUGCUGAAAAUACCGCUGAGCGCUUCACGCCAUCUUACACCUCCUACUUGCCCCCCGAGCCCAACCGGCCUGCUGACCAGGACUACCGGCCUCCUGCCUCCGAAGCUCCGCCCCCAGAGCCUCCAGAACCUGGUGGAGGGGGAGGCGGCGGGGGGCCCAGCCCUGAGAGAGAAGAAGCUCGAACCUCCCCGCGCCCAGCCUCACCUGCCCGUUCCGGCUCCCCAGCCCCAGAGACCACCAACGAGAGCGUGCCCUUUGCUCAGCACAGCAGCCUGGAUUCCCGCAUUGAGAUGUUGUUGAAGGAGCAGCGUUCCAAGUUUUCCUUCUUGGCCUCUGACACCGAGGAAGAAGAAGAGAACAGCAGCACGGGCCCGGGGGCUCGGGACACAGGGAGCGAGGCCCCCUCUGGGCCAGGUCAUGGGCCCUGCACACCCCCUCCGGCCCCGGCAAGUUUUGAGGAUGUGGCACCUACAGGGAGUGGGGAACCAGGAGCUACCCGGGAGUCGCCCAAGGCCAACGGACAGAGCCAGGCUUCUCCAUGCUCUUCUGGAGAGGACAUGGAAAUCUCCGACGACGACAGGGGCGGCUCACCCCCUCCGGCCCCAACACCCCCCCAGCAACCUCCGCCCCCUCCGCCGCCACCUCCCCCACCCCCUCCUUACCUGGCUUCCCUUCCUCUUGGUUAUCCUCCCCACCAGCCUGCCUACCUCCUCCCCCCGAGACCCGAUGGGCCGCCACCUCCUGAGUACCCCCCUCCUCCUCCACCACCCCCCCACAUCUAUGACUUUGUGAACUCUUUAGAGCUCAUGGAUCGACUCGGGGCUCAGUGGGGAGGAAUGCCCAUGUCCUUCCAGAUGCAGACCCAGAUGUUAACUCGGCUCCACCAGCUGCGGCAGGGCAAAGGAUUGACCGCAGCUUCAGCGGGUCCCCCCGGUGGGGCCUUUGGGGAGGCCUUCCUCCCAUUCCCACCCCACCAAGAGGCAGCCUACGGCCUACCAUAUGCUCUGUACGCCCAAGGGCAAGAAGGCCGAGGGGCAUACUCUAGGGAGGCCUACCACCUGCCUUUGCCCAUGGCAGCCGAGCCCCUGCCCUCCUCAGUCUCAGGAGAAGAGGCACGGCUGCCCCCCCGGGAGGAAGCAGAGCUGGCCGAGGGCAAGGCCCUACCAUCGGCAGGCACCGUGGGCCGUGUACUAGCCACCCUGGUCCAGGAGAUGAAGAGCAUCAUGCAGCGAGACCUCAACCGCAAGAUGGUGGAGAAUGUGGCCUUUGGAGCCUUUGACCAGUGGUGGGAGAGCAAGGAAGAGAAGGCCAAGCCAUUCCAGAAUGCAGCUAAACAGCAAGCCAAGGAGGAGGAUAAAGAGAAGACAAAGCUCAAAGAGCCAGGCCUGCUGUCCCUCGUAGACUGGGCCAAGAGUGGCGGUACCACCGGCAUUGAAGCCUUCGCCUUUGGAUCAGGACUGCGAGGGGCCCUGCGGCUGCCUUCUUUCAAAGUAAAGCGAAAAGAGCCUUCAGAAAUUUCAGAGGCCAGUGAGGAAAAGAGGCCCCGGCCUUCUACUCCAGCUGAGGAAGAUGAAGAUGAUGCUGAGCGAGAGAAGGAGGUUGGAGAGCCAGGCCGUCCGGGGACCAAGCCCCCAAAACGAGAUGAAGAGCGAAACAAGAGCCAGGGCAAGCACCGCAAGUCCUUUGCUCUGGACAGUGAGGGGGAGGAGGCAUCCCAGGAGUCCUCCUCAGAGAAGGAUGAGGAGGAUGAAGAGGAAGAUGAAGAAGAUGAAGAGCGUGAGGAAGCCAUGGAUGCUGCAAAGAAGGAGACAGAAGCAUCAGACGGCGAGGACGAGGAAAGCGAUUCGUCCUCCAAAUGUUCUCUGUAUGCUGACUCAGAUGGUGAGAAUGAUAGCACGUCGGACUCUGAGAGCAGCAGUUCCUCCAGCUCCUCGUCUUCUUCAUCCUCUUCGUCUUCAUCCUCGUCCUCCUCCUCCUCAUCUGAGUCCUCCUCGGAAGAAGAAGAGGAAGAGGAGCAGCCAGCAACCAUACCCGCAGCAUCGUCACCCCCCAGAGAUGUCCCCACGCCCCUGUCAGCACCUGCAGAGGAGCCCGAGCCAGAGAGGGUUGAAGACUCCCCAGUCACACCUCUCCCCGAACAGGAGAAGUCUCCUGCGAGACCUGCAGAUCCCGUGAGAGGAGGAAUCGAGGCACUGAUUAACCCUAAGACACCUUUCAGCCUCUUGAAGUCCUUGGGUGGCAGAAGAGCUGAUGGAGUCGCAGGUCAGGAGGCAUUAAUCGUAGUACUCUUUGGGAGGGUAGGAAGAAAAAGCGGAUGUGAUCAGAUCUGCAUGUCAGGAGGAUCAUUUUGGCAGAAGUGGGAGGAUUUCCCGCCGCCGCCCCCGCCCCCCACCUUCGAUCCCCGCAGCGAGUUUGAGCAGAUGACCAUCCUCUAUGACAUUUGGAAUUCAGGCCUGGACUUGGAGGACAUGAGCUACCUGCGGCUGACGUACGAACGGCUUCUGCAGCAGACUAGCGGGGCCGACUGGCUGAACGACACCCACUGGGUCCAGCACACCAUCACCAACCUGAGCACUCCAAAACGCAAGCGGCGGCCCCAAGAUGGGCCCCGGGAGCACCAGACAGGCUCAGCCCGCAGCGAAGGCUACUACCCUAUCAGCAAGAAGGAGAAGGACCGGUAUCUGGACGUGUGCCCCGUCUCGGCCCGGCAGCUAGAAGGAGCGGAUACUCAGGGGACUAACCGUGUGCUUUCGGAGCGCCGGUCAGAGCAGCGGCGGCUGCUGAGUGCCAUCGGCACCUCUGCCAUCAUGGACAGUGAUCUGCUGAAGUUAAACCAGCUCAAGUUCCGGAAGAAGAAGCUUCGAUUUGGCCGGAGCCGGAUCCACGAGUGGGGACUGUUUGCCAUGGAACCCAUCGCUGCUGAUGAGAUGGUCAUCGAAUACGUGGGUCAGAACAUUCGCCAGAUGGUGGCUGACAUGCGGGAGAAGCGCUAUGUGCAGGAGGGCAUUGGCAGCAGCUACCUGUUCCGCGUAGAUCACGACACCAUCAUCGACGCCACCAAGUGUGGCAACCUGGCGAGGUUCAUCAACCACUGCUGCACGCCCAACUGCUAUGCCAAGGUGAUCACCAUCGAGUCCCAGAAGAAGAUUGUGAUCUACUCAAAGCAGCCGAUCGGCGUGGAUGAGGAGAUCACCUACGACUACAAGUUCCCGCUGGAGGACAACAAGAUCCCAUGUCUGUGCGGCACGGAGAGCUGCCGCGGCUCCCUCAACUGAGGUGGGGCAGGACUGGUGCCCUCACCCCUAUUUAUUCCCCCUCGCCACCCCGAGCUCGCAGCGCUCCCAGCCUUAGUGGGCUCAGGGGGGCCCACCUGCCCCCUCUUGGAAUGCGGGCUUGGGGGCCCUGAGCCCAGCGAGGGGGCCUGAGUCCCUUGAGGCACCUUCUGCGGGACCCCUCUUGCCCCUGCCCUCCCUCCCAUACCCCCAAUUUUUUUUUUCUUUGCGGAGAAGAAGCUGUAAAUGUUUUGUAGCUGCCAGCAGCUGUUUCCUGUGGAAACCUGGGGUGCCGGCCUGUACAGAUUCUGUUCUUGGGGGGCCGCCCAGCCCCCAUGCUUUGUGUUAAUGGGGACUCCCCCUCUGUGCCCUGCGUGCACCCCUCCCCAGUUUAGGGGUCUCUAGGGGGCAGUGGCCAUGUUCUCCCCCUGGAGGGGGCCCUGCGCCCCCAGUCCUGGGGACUCCGUGCCUGGAACCCUGCCUCAUCUUCUGUUCCUGCCAGACCCGUGGGUCACCCUCCCACCUGGUGUCUGGAAGCUCUGGCUUUGCCAGGCCAGGAUGGUGGGGGGCAGGCCCUUCCUGUUGGGCUGGACUGUAUAUAUGUUAAUAGUGCAAACCCGACGCCACAUUUUUAUAAUUGUGAUUAAACUUUAUUGUACAAAA